Messenger RNA from Acanthosepion pharaonis, 630 nucleotides. NCBI's taxonomy places the organism in Eukaryota, Metazoa, Mollusca, Cephalopoda, Sepiida, Sepiidae. The record is from the annotation of a GenBank genome assembly.
AUGAAGUUCCUCCUUCCUCGUUGGCCUAGUUUCUGCCCUCCCCCACCCAACCCCCGGAGAACUGGGGCCUCAACUAAAGAGAUAGAAGGAUUCCUUAAAAAAAGAAUUUCAUCUCAUCUAGAUUCCAGCAUUUGUCAGGAGGAAACAGAGACAGAUGACAGGACGAUUUUCAAAUCUAUCUAUCUAUCUAUCUAUCUAUCUAUCUAUCUAUCUAUCUAUCUAUCUAUCUCAGUCUGUUCAUAUCUACCUAUCCAUUCUCCUGACAUCUAUCUAUCUAUCUAUCUAUCUAUCUAUCUAUCUAUCUAUCUAUCUAUCUAUCUAUCUCAGUCUGUUCAUAUCUACCUAUCUAUCUAUCUAUCUAUCUAUCUAUCUAUCUAUCUAUCUAUCUAUCUAUAUUCUGUUCUUAUCUAUCUAUCUAUCUAUCUAUCUAUCUAUCUAUCUAUCUAUCUAUUUGAGUCUAUUUAUAUCUCUCUAUCUAUCUAUAUGUCUAUCUAUUUGAUCUGUUCAUAUCUAUCUAUCUAUUUAUUUGAGUCUAUUUAUAUUUCUCUAUCUAUCUAUAUGUCUAUCUAUUUGAGUCUGUUCAUAUCUAUCUAUCUAUCUAUCUAUCUAUCUAUCUAUCUAUCUAUCUGA